AUGUAUAUUGGUGUCGAUGGUGGUAUGAAGUAUUGCUCUAAACUCUGCAGCUUGGUUCAACAGACACAAAAUGGGAACACUGAAGAACAACAUGAUAUGACUUCACGGCCUGUUCUUUCCGAUGACACUCUAAAAUAUGUUCUUGAAAUGUUGGCCUUAGCCAACGAUGACUUUCAGAAUCGUCAGGAUCUAGUUACCUGUUUCAAUGAAAUACUUACCUCCAUUGUGCCUUGGACCAACAUACAGCUUCAUCCUUCCGACUCUUUUCAAGAAAUGGUCACAAAGUUACAAAUGGUCAAUCAGUCAUGUAAUCACAUUAUUACCAAGGAUGAGCAGGAUUCGUCUAGUGCUGCUUUAGAAAAUCUCAUCCAACAUUUCCAGAUAUUAUUUGAAGUUCCUACCUUAUCCGGCAUCUACCCAGCCAUGAACCAGGUCUAUACAAAGGUCGGGGAAUUGCAGAACAUCAUGAAAAUUCUGAAGACUUUGUUAGGACUGGAUCCAUCUUCAAAACCUUCAACUGUAGUAGAUGCCGUCAAUGAAAUCUGCCAGAUGCAUAAUGCCACAACUUCAACGCAACUGAAACAUCUCCUUCAGACUGAAGAUUUGGAAAGUAUUAUCAAAAGAUUGGAAGAGUAUGACUCUUUCUUCCCAGCAUUCCAUGCAGUGAUGUCAGAACUACUUGAACUACUAAAUGUCCAAAGUCUAAGUGACGUGGUACCAGCAGUGAAGACACUCACCCUACUUGCUCAGUGAUAACCAGUGGCGAAUGUUCUGGAUAACUUAGAUACAGGAAGAAAGAAGGAUGAGCUACACUAGUUACUACUGUCAUCAUUGUUACUGUAGCUAUAAGGGUGGUGAGCUGGCCAAAUAGUUAGAGCAUUGGACAGAAUGCCUAAUGGUAUUUCUUCUGACUCACUAUGUUCUGAGUUCAAAUUCCGUCGAAGGUCGACUUUGCCUUUCAUCCUUUUGAGUUUGAUGGAAUAAGUACCAGUUGUGCACUGGGGUCGAUGUAAUUGACUAACUAUUCUUCCUCUAAAUGUUACUGGCCUUGUGUCCAAAUUUGAAACCAUUAUUACAUCAUCUACCACUGUCGUCAUUGUCAUUGCUGUUAUAUAAGAUAUCGCUGUGAUCACUCCUGUGUUAGCUGUCAUUGUCAUCACUGUCAUCACUCAUUAUUGUCAUCACUCAUCAUUGUCAAUGGCAUUGUUAUUUGUGUUCAACAUCUUUAAUUUUCUUAACUCAAUCCCAUUGCUGUACCACCACCACCACCAACACCACCACCACCACCACUAUUAUCAUCAUCAUCAUUGGUAGCUACUCUACACCUCAUACAUGUCCAAUACACUAUAUUACAUUCUUAUACAUUGACAGUCAUUGUAUAUAUAUAUAUAUAUAUAUAUAUAUAUAGCAAUGUUAAUUCUCUAAAUGAAGUAUUAACAGUAACUGCAUGAUAAAGUGUAGUAUAUUGCCACUUAAGUGUGGCUGACCCCUAGGGGGUGGAUGUU
Molecule: messenger RNA, 1505 nt
Organism: Octopus bimaculoides (California two-spot octopus)
Lineage: Eukaryota; Metazoa; Mollusca; Cephalopoda; Octopoda; Octopodidae
Product: centrosomal protein of 70 kDa
Biological process (GO): cilium assembly; regulation of microtubule cytoskeleton organization
Cellular component (GO): centrosome
Molecular function (GO): gamma-tubulin binding
Source: RefSeq, a predicted model, not a curated record